GCCAAUCAUGAAGCAUUUUCUUACGUGUGUUGAGGUGGCUGUAGUGCGACCGGCUGGUCAUGCACCCAAUUAUUCAUGAACAAAACAUCACAAACGCAAGCCGCUUGUCACAGCAACCCGGCCUAGUAUCGGAGGGCGUGGUUGAAGUUGAGCCCUGGCCGGUGAUCCCUUGGCUCACGUCGUGACUCGGCUUCGGGGCAUGGUUUCUGGUCACGUUGUUACCAGAUCCGUCGAUAGCCGCGCCUAUUCGGGCAAGAACAAAACUACGCCUCCUGCAGGUCCAAACCAUUCUCAACCACUCUUCCCGUUUGAUUGCCCAAGGGCGUGCGAUAAGUCAGAGGCAACAUAAAAGGGCAUUCAAGUUUCCUGCCUUCCCCGCUCUCUCCUUGUUACACGCACCCUUCUCAUCUUUGUCCACAGCUAAGCAUCAUGUCGCCUCACUCAGCAAUGGACACCGAAGCCGUCACCGACACAUCAGGUGUGGCGAUCCCGGAUCCGCUGUCUACUCCCAUCAAAAGCAACGAAAUUUAUGGGAGGAGGAGAAAGACGGAGAAAGCGCAAUGGGGCGUAGCUGCUCCUGCAGACAGUGUCAAUUUUAGACAUGGCUCUCAGGACCAUAAACCGAGGGCCAAAAGGUGGGAUCAUCACAUCAGCCACGAAGCGUCGAUUCGUAAGGGAAAUUCUCUCAAAAAGGCUGCUAAAUACCUGGGCAAGCCAGGGCUGAUUUCUUUGGGUGGUGGACUUCCGUCAAGUGAAUAUUUCCCAUUUGAAGAGUUGAGUCUCAAAGUACCUACGGUUGGCCACUUUUCUGAAUCCGAGACGAAGGAGUCAGGAGUCAUCAUCACUGCCGGAAAACACGAUCUCCCUCAAGAUAAAUCUAUUUUCGACAUUUCCACGGCUUUCAACUAUGGCCAAGGUACCGGAUCUGCACAGCUUUUGCGCUGGAUCACAGAGCAUACCGAACUCGUUCAUGACCCCCCCUAUUCUGACUGGAGAUGCACGAUGUCCAUCGGCAGCACUUCUUCUCUCGAUAUGGCCCUACGUAUUUUUACUCAGCCAGGAGACAUGAUGCUUUCCGAAGAAUACACCUUCGCCACUGCCGUCGAGACAGCCUUACCAAUGGGCGUCCGCGUUGUCGGUAUCCCUAUGGAUUCGGAAGGUCUCCUACCAGAUGCUCUGGAUUACAUCCUUUCGGCCUGGGAUGAAAAAGCACGUAGAGCACCAAAGCCACAUCUACUUUACACCGUUCCAUCCGGACAGAAUCCCACUGGAGCAACCCAAGGUGCUGGGCGGCGACAAAAAAUAUACCUCGUAUGCCAGAAACACGACAUCUAUAUUCUUGAGGACGAGCCCUAUUACUUCCUGCAAAUGCAACCCUACACCGGCCCCAAUGUCCCCGACGUACCCCCACCUUCCUCGCACGCUGAAUUCCUCAAAAGCCUUGUCCCAAGUCUUCUAUCCGUGGACAUCGACGGCCGUGUCAUGCGUCUUGACUCUUUCUCUAAAGUCUUAUCACCUGGCUCACGAAUUGGCUGGAUCACAGCAUCUGAGCAGGUCGUCGAAAUGUACAAGAAGCAUGCAGACGUUUCAACGCAAGGUCCGGCUGGAAUGUCACAGCUCGUUGUGUGGAAAUUGUUAGACGAGCAUUGGGGGCAUGCGGGGUAUCUAGACUGGUUGAUUUAUAUCCGCAUGGAAUACACAAGAAGGCGUAACGUCAUGCUAAAGGCUUGCGAGAGAUAUCUGCCAAAAGAGGUAGUAAGCUGGAAGCCACCAAUGGCGGGAAUGUUUGUCAGUGGGCUUUCUUUCCAGCAUAUCCCUCCCCAAAUAUCAUUCUAUAUCCUUUUCAUCCCACAAAUCCUGCUUUCUACAUCCUCAUCACAUCACCGGCCUUUAACUUAAACACUGGCGCAAACAUCAAAUCUCACACUCACAUCUAACCCCUCUUCCAGCACUGGCUCCAAAUCGACUUCAAAUCCCACCCAGACUACCCAGUGAAGUCCAUCGAAACCAUCGAAGAAGAGAUCUUCAUGACCGUCAUCGAGCAUGGCGCGCUAGUGAUGCGCGGUUCUUGGUUCUAUG
Molecule: messenger RNA, 2079 nt
Organism: Lindgomyces ingoldianus
Lineage: Eukaryota; Fungi; Ascomycota; Dothideomycetes; Pleosporales; Lindgomycetaceae
Product: aromatic amino acid aminotransferase 1
Exons: 3
Coding region: 430-1899 (489 amino acids)
Biological process (GO): aromatic amino acid catabolic process; L-tyrosine biosynthetic process
Molecular function (GO): pyridoxal phosphate binding; aromatic-amino-acid:2-oxoglutarate transaminase activity; L-2-aminoadipate:2-oxoglutarate transaminase activity
Source: RefSeq, a predicted model, not a curated record